Messenger RNA from Mesorhabditis belari, 447 nucleotides. NCBI's taxonomy places the organism in Eukaryota, Metazoa, Nematoda, Chromadorea, Rhabditida, Rhabditidae. The record is from the annotation of a GenBank genome assembly.
AUGAAACACUUCUUUGUCUUCUUUGUCUUCUCAUUUUUUGUGCUUACGGCAGCCAACUUUAAAUCAUUGCCUGGAGGCGAUCGAAGAAAACUGACAGCUGCUUGUGUUGAUUUCUGUAACGGUCAAUCGCGAUCAACGAGCACUGGAUUCAACUUUAAAAGCAACGGAUGGGAGCUAUGCAAUUGUCCAAUUGCACAAGGAUCACAUCAAUGGGCAAACUCUGGUUGCUGGCAAGAAUGUGUUGAUCGAUGCGUUUCAACAAAGGGAAAAUGUGCUGAUCCGAAAAAAAGCAACAAGAAAAAUCAAGGCCCAUGUUGCUCAACAGCUGACAACAAUUCCACAAUCGAAGAGCAAUGUUAUUCUACAGCAACUGGUCUUUGUUAUUGCAAUGGACAAAAUGCACAAUGUGGCGGUGGAGUGACAGUGAUUGGAGGAUUUGGAAGAAAA